Molecule: messenger RNA, 5776 nt
Organism: Salmo salar (Atlantic salmon)
Lineage: Eukaryota; Metazoa; Chordata; Actinopteri; Salmoniformes; Salmonidae
Source: RefSeq, a predicted model, not a curated record
AGAGAAUAAAUCUGCUCCAGUCUAUGGGAGGAGAAGAUACAGGAUGAUGUGGUGCAGCCACAGCAGAAGGACUACUGCCAGGUGAAUGGUAUGGUCAGAGAGAGAGAGAUGUGGGUGUCUGGAACUGCACAGCACAGCAAUACUGUCUAUCUGAACAUCAAAUGGAAGUCUGCUGUAUGGUACAUCAAACCCUGCUUCAAUUCCUGGAUAAAGCUGGAUGGGCUGAGUCUAGGAGCACAGUGACUGGGAUCCUACUGUAUGCUAGACUACUAGAUAGGCUGAGUCUAGGAGCACAGUGACUGGGAUCCUACUAAAUCCUGCAGUGUGCUCUGUAGACAAACUCUGCUGAAUACAAUGGAAAUAGUCUGAGAACACAGUGACUGGGACACAGCUGUACUGGCUACUGAUUGCUUACUGGCUACUGACUGCUUACUGCUUCCUUUGGAUGCUCUGAGAACACAGUGACUGAGACACAGCUGUACUGUAGCCAUGCUGUGUGGUCUAAGGAGAGAUGUGAAGAACAGUUUUGAUGAUGGUCCUUACUCUAAAGGGAACAGGGACUCACAAGGGACAGACAAUUCCCUGUCCUCCAGGAGACAGAGUAUCCCAGAAGAUCUGCGGGGCGUGACGAUAGUAGAGCUGAUUAAGAAGGAAGGCAGCACCUUGGGCCUCACCAUCUCUGGAGGAACAGACAAGGAUGGAAAGCCCCGCGUCUCUAACCUACGACCAGGAGGACUGGCUGCCAGGAGUGAUCAGUUGAACGUGGGCGACUACAUCAAGUCGGUGAAUGGUAUCAACCUGACCAAGCUGAGACAUGAAGAGAUCAUCAGUCUGUUGAAGAACGUGGGAGAGCGAGUCGUGCUGGAAGUGGAGUACGAACUGCCCCCAUCAGCACCAGACAGUACCUCAGGUGUGAUUUCCAAGACAAUGGAGAUAUGUUUGCACAAAGAAGGGACCAGCUUCGGCUUCGUCAUGAGAGGGGGCUCACACGAAGACUGGAACAAAUCUCGCCCCCUAGUGGUAACAUACGUCAGACCAGGAGGUCCUGCAGACAGAGAGGGUAGUCUGAAGCCGGGGGAUCGUCUGAUGAGUGUAGACGGGGUACCCCUCCACAGUGCCAACCACAGGGAUGCCCUCGCCGUGCUCAACCAGUGUGGCCAGGAGGCCCUCUUCCAGAUCGAGUAUGACGUCUCUAUCAUGGAUUCUGUGACGAAUGUGUCUGGUCCCCUAUUGGUGGAGAUCGCCAAGUCACCGGGGGCGGCUCUGGGGAUCACCUUGACAACCGCCACCUACAGGAACAAACAGGUCAUCGUCAUCGACAAGAUCAAAGCAGCUAGUGUGGUGGACAGGUGUGGAGCUCUCCAUAUAGGGGACCACAUCCUGUCCAUCGAUGGGACCAGCACAGAGCACUGUUCAGUCCUAGAGGCCACACAGCUGCUAGCCAGCACCUCAGACCAGGCCAAGCUAGAGAUCCUCUCUGCCCACCACAGCAGACUGCCUAACAAACCACAGGACACUGUGAAAGUUCAGAAGAGUGACCACCCCCACUCGUGGGACCCCUGUGUGAACUACUGUCCCCCCCAGCACCCCUCCUCUUACUGUAAAACAAACACCUGGACCACCUCCUCCAACCCCUCCAGCACACAGGAAUACUGCAAAUCCCUAGUGUCUACCAACUUCUCUCCUGGUUCCACCACCACCACAUCGGGCCCUGGGUCGACCAGCCAGAUCUCCAGUACCCUUCCCCGUACAGCUGUCCCCAUGAGCCCACACAACUCCAUGAUGAAGAGACGACAGAGGAAAAAAGAGCAUAAGAGCUCAUCCGUGUCCCUGGCGUCCAGUAGUGUAGGUCCUGGUGGCCAGAUCGUCCACACAGAGAGCAGUGAGAUCAUCCUGAGAGGAGACCCCCUCAAUGGCUUUGGGGUCCAGCUACAGGGGGGAAUAUUCGCUACAGAGACCCUCUCUGCUUCCCCUCUCAUCCGCUUCAUAGAGCCAGACAGCUCUGCUGAGAGGUGCGGAUUGCUGCAGGUGGGAGACAGACUCCUGUCCAUCAACGGAAUCCCCACGGAGGACGGAACACUGGAGGAAGCAAAUCAGCUGCUCCGAGAUGCGGCUCUGACCAAUAAGGUCUCCCUGGAGGUGGAGUUUGACGUCGCAGAGUCUGUUGUUCCCAGUAGUGGAACAUUCCAUGUUAAACUACCUAAGAAGAGAGGGAUGGAGCUGGGCAUCACCAUCAGUGCCAGUAAGAAAUCUGGAGAGCCGUUAAUCAUCUCAGACAUUAAGAAAGGCAGCAUGGCUCACAGGACUGGUACCUUGGAGCCUGGGGACAAGCUCCUGGCCAUAGACAACAUCCGUCUGGAGAACUGUUCCAUGGAAGAUGCCUGUCAGAUCCUAGAACAGGCCGAGGACCUGGUUAAACUCAAGAUCCGUAAGGACGAAGACAACUCUGAUGAACAGGAGACGUCUGGUUUAAUCAUCUAUACGGUGGAGCUGAAGAGAUAUGGUGGCCCGCUGGGCAUCACCAUCUCAGGCACAGAGGAGCCCUUUGACCCCAUCGUUAUCUCUGGCCUCACCAAGCGGGGCCUGGCUGAAAGGACUGGAGCCAUCCAUGUGGGAGACCGUAUCCUGGCCAUCAACAGUGUCAGUCUAAAGGGAAAGCCGCUCAGCGAGGCCAUUCACCUACUACAGAUGGCCGGGGAGACGGUCACACUCAAGAUCAAGAAACAGGUCGACAUGGCAGACGAGGAGAAGAAGAAGGAUGGAGAGAUGGAGAAUGAUUUGAGUGACACGGAGGAUGUAUCAGACAUGACAGACUCUCAGAAGACCAACAAGCUGUCAGAGAUUUACUCUACCACCAUUCCCAGUGUGGACUCUGCCAUGGAGUCCUGGGACGGAUCCGGCAUCGACGCCGGCUAUGGCAGCCAAGGGCCCUACAACCACCAGGCAGCAGGCAUCGCCCUGCACCCCCAUGAGUGGAGGAGUGCCAAGCAGAGGACCAGCCCCCCACCCCCGGCCCGUCGUAUUAAGAACUACCCUUUCAGUGACGGGGGCUUCAGUGAAGACGACUGGGACAAACCUUCAGGAUACACCAGCCAGCCUCACAGUGACGCCAUCAUGCUCGACCACGAGGACAGUUUCUGGUGUCAGGCCCUGGAAGACCUGGAGACCUGUGGACAGUCUGAGCUCCUCAGAGAGAUAGAGGCAUCCAUUAUGACGGGCAGUGCCAUCAGUAUUGGGGUGGAUGGUAACAAGUCCCAUGCCCUCCCCCACCCUGGGGACCCCGUCUGCCAGCCCCGCAUCAGCCCUCUGCGGAGGAGCUCCCUCCUGCACCACGAUGCCAAGACCCACCUGCACCAGGAGGCCCACCUCCACCAAGGGGCCCACCUUUACCCGGAGGCCCAUCUGCACCCGGAGGCCCAACUCCUGCAUCACGAGGCCAGAACCCAGCUGCAUCACGAGGCCAGGGCAAAGAACACACUCCGGGUGUCUGAGAAGACCUGGGAGUCUCGCAGGAUCAAGGAAGAGAUGCAGGAGAUCCUCUCCCCUACCCCUCUGGAGCUACACAAGGUGACGGUGAUGAAGGAUCCAGAGAGCGAUGACUUCGGCUUCAGCGUCUCCGACGGGUUCCUGGAGAAAGGUGUUUAUGUCAACAUGAUCCGUCCGGAGGGCCCAGCAGACCGCGCAGGCCUGAAACCAUAUGACAGGAUCCUCCAGGUGAACCACGUGCGUACCAGAGACUUCGACUGCUGCCUGGCUGUGCCCCUGAUCACCGAGGCUGGGGACAAGCUGGAGCUGGUGAUCAGUAGGAACCCUCUGGCCCAGCAACUGCACCAUGAACAGGACUGUCUGGACCAGGACCAAGGACUUCUCAUCUCUGCACUGCAGUCCAACAGUAGGGAACAACAUCAUUAUACCACCACCACCACCCGAGCAAUGGACCUUUGAUUACAGACAGACAGCACAGACACACCAAGCCACAGACCUUUACCAUGGAACAGUCUGUGAACCUACAGACACACGCAGAACAAUGGACCUCUUUGGAGAUGUGAACUACAGACACAGCCACAGUCCAGUACCAUGGACACACCAAGCCACAGACUGAAAUGCUGAAUGAACUACAGACAGGAGCCACAAACCAGCGCAAUGGACCUGUGACUAAUGACACAGACCAGUACUAUAGACCUGUGACUAAUGACACAGACCGGUGACUAAUGACACAGACCAGUACUAUAGACCUGUGACUAAUGACACAGACCAGUACUACAGACCUGUGACUAAAGACACAGACCAGUACUACAGACCUGUGACUAAUGACACAGACCAGUACUACAGACCUGUGACUAAAGACACAGACCAGUACUACAGACCUGUGACUAAUGACACAGACCGGUGACUAAUGACACAGACCAGUACUAUAGACCUGUGACUAAUGACACAGACCAGUACUAUAGACCUGUGACUACAGGCUCAGAGAAACAGGCUCAGUGAAACAGGCUCAGUGAAACAGGCUCAGUGAAACAGACUCAGAGAAACAGGCUCAGAGAAACAGGCUCAGAGAAACAGGCUCAGAGAAACAGGCUCAGUGAAACAGGCUCAGAGCAACAGGCUCAGAGAAACAGGCUCAGUGAAACAGGCUCAGAGAAACAGGCUCAGUGAAACAGGCUCAGAGCCAAAGACACUGUUCGUGGCCACUGGACUCAAUAACAAAAUGAAAUCCUUACAGAUUCCCAGAACUCUCAAACACUGAGAAGUGUCUUCAGCCCCACCUACCAUGGUAAAAAAAAAAAAGAAGACUUUUUUACAGAUGCAUUUUUCCCAAAAGUCUUGUGUUUCAUGUGUUGCCAUUCUGCCAGUGUCAACCUCUUACAAAAAUAGAAGAAGCAAUUUACCAAAACAUUAAGAACACCUUACUAAUAUCGAGUUUCACUCCCCCCAUUUUUGCCCUAAGAACAGACUCAAUUUGUCAGGGCAUGGACAGUACAAGGUGUCGAAAGCGUUCCACAGGGAUGCUGGCCCAUGUUGACUCCAAUAGUUUAAAAAAAAAAAUGUAACCUUUAUUUAACUAGGCAAGUCAGUUAAGAACAAAUUUUGAUUUACAAUGACGCGCUACUCCGGCAGACGCUGGGCCACUUGCACGCAGCCCUAUGGGACUCCCAAUCACGGCCGGAUGUGAUAUAGCCUGGAAUCGAACCAGGGACUGUAGUGACGCCUCUUGUACUCUGCGCCACUCGGGAGCCUAUAUGCUUCCCACUGUUGUGUCAGGUUGGCUGAAUGUUUUUUGGGUGGUGGACCAUUCUUGAUACACACAAUAAACUGUUGAGCAUGAAAAACCCAGCAGCAUUGCAGUUCUUGACACAAAUGAGUGUGCCUGGUACCUAACACCAUACCCCGUUCAAAUUAACUUAAAUCUGUUGUCUUGCCCAUUCACCCUCUGAAUGGCACACAUACACAAUCCAUGUCUCAAUUGUCUCAAGGCUUAAAAAUCCUUCUUUAUCCUGUCUCCUCACCUUCAUCUACACUGAUUGAAGUGGAUUUAACAGGUGACAUCAAUAAGGGAUCAUAGCUUUCACCUGGAUUCACCUGGUCAGUCUAUGUCAUGGAAAGAGCAGGUGUUCCUAAAGUGUUGUCCACUCAGUGUAGCCUGAAAUUUUUUUCAUUUUGUAUGACUCAUCGAAAAGCAGAAGCCAUUUGGCCUGGAAUAGCAACCACACAUACAUAUGGAAACACACACACAGACACAUACACACAAACAGACACACACACACGCACACACACA